AUGAAAGUGGAGAUCAGAGAUGGCUGUGAUGAAUCUGAGAAUAAACUAUGGCCAAGUGAAUCAAUGGAUGAAUCAUACAACAUCACUAUUCAUGACCGUGAAAUAAGUAUCACAUCGAAUGAGAUUUGGGGUGUAUUACAUGCUCUGGAAACAAUACUCCAAUUAGUGUAUACAAAUGAAGUUGGAGAGAAUUUGAUUUUUAAAGGUAGGAUAGAAGAUGAUCCGGAGUUCUCAUAUCGAGGAGUAUUGGUCAAUACUGGAAGUAACUUUAUACCUAUGGAGUAUUUAUUCAAAACAAUAGAUGCUAUGGCAAUGGUUAAAAUGAAUGUAUUCCACUGGCGUGUGACAGACAAUCAAUCAUUCCCUUUUGUAUCUUCAACUUAUCCAGAAUUAUCAAACAAGGGUGCUUUUCAUCCACAAUCUUGUACAUAUGAUGAAGAGGAAGUUUCCGAUCUGUUGGAAUAUGCUCGUCUUCGUGGAGUACGUGUGAUUCCAGAGUUUAAUACACCAGAUCAUACAUUAUCAUGGGGAAAUGGUUAUCCCGACAUACUAACAAAAUGCUAUAAAGAUUCUGAACCAGAUGGAAAUUUGGGCCCCUUGAAUCCAACUGAUCCUGAAACUUUUAACUUUCUGGAGAAUUUUUACAAGGAAAUUAUCACUAGAUUCACUGAUAGUUACCUUUAUCUUGGUGGUGAUGUCGCAGAUUUAAGUUGUUGGAAAUCUAAUCCUGAAAUAGUUCAAUUUAUGGAUAGCAUGCAAUUCGGUGACGAUUAUGGUAAACUAGUCACGUACUACAUGGACAGGCUUGUAGAAAUCAUUGCAAAUGUGACACCAUCUGAAAGCACAAUUACACCAAUUCUACAUGAAUCAGUGUUUACAAAUGGAUUCCGUAGCAAUACUAAUGCGAUAAUUCACGUAUGCAGUAGCUUGGAUUGGAAAACUGUGACACAGUUGGCUACUACAGAAGGAUUUAAUGUUAUAGUCACUGGUGCAUGGCAACUUGAUGUUUGGUUGAGUGCAGAUGACUGGAAACAGCAUUAUGAACAGGAUAUCAGAGACUUUGGAGGUACAGAUGAACAAUCACAACUGGUUAUUGGUGGUUUAGCUGCAAUAUGGGGAAGACUCGUAGACGAAACUAAUCUGAUAUCCCUAUCAUGGCCUAGAGCUGCUGCUGCAGCUGAACGUCUUUGGUCUAGAAAUCCUGAAGAUAUCGAAAAGUUUGGUGAACGAUUAAGUGAACUUCACUGCAGGAUGGCCAAGAACAAUAUCCAAGGAUAUCCGGUGAAUGGACCUGGCUUUUGUCCACCUUAG
Trichobilharzia szidati is the source of this 1311-nucleotide messenger RNA. Lineage: Eukaryota; Metazoa; Platyhelminthes; Trematoda; Strigeidida; Schistosomatidae. The record is from the annotation of a GenBank genome assembly.